UUUAUUUUGCGCCCGGUACAAUGUUGGCUGUGUAUGCCAAAAGCUGCGUCAGAGAAAACUUUGGACUGUGCUUGUUGUUUUUUAUUCCACCAAGACUUGGUGAGAAGCGCAGGUUGUCUGAGUGUCAUAGGUCUGGCGGCAACAUGUUUGAAGAUUGGAGGAUCCUGAUACUCUUCUGCGUCGCCACGUCUCUGGCUGGUGUGCACGCCUGCCCGCCAGAAUGUACGUGUUUCCAAGAUGUACCCAGCGUGCAAUGCAACACCCCAACUCUGGACCAUGUUCCUAUGGGAAUCCCGACUAACACUACUCUGCUUCAAAUAAAAGGAACAGAACUUCGAGAGAUCAAGAAAGGUGAUCUGACCGGCCUGCCACUGCUAAAAACCUUGUAUCUCUUCGACAACAAACUACAAACAAUCGAGGUCGGCGCCUUCGAUGACAUCCCAGCAAUACAGACCAUCGAGAUGGGCAGCAACCAGAUGUCCGACCUUCCUCCUGGGCUCUUCAGAGGGUGUGGCGAGUUACAGAGUGUCGUUGGGGAUGGGAAUAGGAUCACUAGGAUACAAGUUGGGGUUUUUAACGACUUGCCAAACCUCCAGGUUGUACGGCUCGGCAACAACCGCAUCGAGACCAUAGAAGUGGGGGCUUUCUCCAACCUGUCCAACUCUAUCGUCUUCAGUUUGGAAAACAAUCACAUCCGGGAGAUCAGGAAAGGCGUGUUCCGUGCUCCUCAAGGAGCGACGCAAAUCCAGUUACAGAACAACAACAUUUCUGUUAUAGAGCCCGGCGCACUUUCGGCAUUCAGCAAAAUUUACAUGCUGCUACUUGAUAACAACGCUCUCUCUACCCUUACUGGUGCGCUGCAGGGUUUAGAUAACGCAGAAAUCAUAAGCAUAGAGAGCAAUCAGAUAGUGGCACUGGCCGAAAACACUUUCCAAGGACUUCACAAGCUACGUCGGCUGGACCUGUCAAACAACCAAAUUGGCGCCAUCACGGGACAGGUGUUUGCUAACCUUUCAAGUCUGAACUUUCUUGACCUUCACAACAACAAGCUUGUCCGCAUGGACUCCCCGCUACCUGGCGGGAUAGGACAAGUAUUGCUGUCCUCUAACAUGCUUUCUGAAGUACCUCCCUUAUCGGGCGCGCUUGAUACACUAGACCUGUCCCACAACCCCCUGCAGUCCCUGGUACAGGGACAGUUCUCCCAUAUCCCCAGCAUCACUACCCUUGGUCUCUCUGGUAUAAAGUAUUUCAUAGAGAAAGGCACCAUUGACGCGGGCGUGUUCGCUGGACUCGGCAGGCUGGGAACGUUGAACCUCGCCGAUAACAGACUUACUCGGGUCCCUUCGGAAGCGCUCGGGAAAAUCAACCAGUUAGAUACGCUGAAUCUGUCUGGGAACGAGAUCACAACUCUCCAUCCCAGCGACUUCGUCAACCAGACGACCAUUAUGACGCUCAAUCUCAGCGGUAACAAUCUGACGUCUGUUCCUGAGAAUGUCCUUGACAAACUGUCACGGAUCCAAGAAAUCAACCUCUCCGGCAACCCCAUUGUGUACGUGGGUCCGAGGGCCUUCCGGGGCGAGCAGCUCUUCAUGGUUCAUCUGGAUCAUACAAAACUCCGUAUCAUAGAUGGAACUGCCUUCAACGAAUCCGUGGAAGUGAAGUCACUGAGACUGAACAACAACUAUCUGCAGUUCCUGCCGGGUGGGAUCUACGAACCGUUGACUUUCUAUGGAGACUUGAUGGAGCUUGAAGACAUGACUAACAACCCCUGGAAGUGUGACUGUCAGAUGUACGAGUACGCGCAAUAUGUCAGAACACCUGCGGCCUCUGCCUUGACCACACUCGAAUGUGCAGGCCCAGGAAACUUGACAGGACAGAUCCUGCGGCACGUUCCACUUGAUGCUCUGAAAUGCGACUGUUCUCACUUCUCAUCUCCGAAAAUAGAAACCGAAGGAAGCUCACCUUCGGUCCCUAUCGGACACGGAGCAGUGCUCAAGUGUAAGGUCACGGCCUGCCCUGAAGCAGCGGUCAUCUGGACCACUCCUACCGGCGUGAGUCUGACCUCUGACUCCCAACAUCCGGGUCUCAGUGUUCUAUCAGACGGAAGUCUGGUCGUCGUGUCAGCGUCAUCAGAGGACUCGGGCACCUACAGCUGCAUGGCGGUCAACUACCUCGGUAAGGCUACGGCAACGGUCAAUCUCAGGGUCACAAACGAGCCCCAAGUGACCACUGAUGUAGCCACGACGUCGACGGGACCCACCGAAGGAAGUACGACGAGACCUACAGAAGGAAGUACGACGGGACCCACCGAAGGACCCACCGAAGAAAGUACGACGAUACCCACAGAAGGACGUACGACGAGACUCACAGAAGGGAGGACGACGAGACCCACAGAAGGGGGCACAACGGAGUCCGACGAAGAGAGCACAACAAAAACGACGACUGGGAUCGGAACAUCUCCUUAUGACUCGCAGUCUACAGCUCCUGAUACCAACACGAGUGACAGGGCCAAAGUCAGUAUGUGGGCCACAUUUCCGUUAAUGUUCACAUAUGCUGUGAUGUUUUUCCUUAUGUAGAGUUACAAAAUGUACUUCAAGAAGACGAUUCAAAUAAAUGUAUGCUCCGUGUAAAA
This is a messenger RNA of Branchiostoma floridae (Florida lancelet), 2632 nucleotides long. Its product is annotated as leucine-rich repeat-containing protein 4C-like. The coding region runs from base 21 to 2576 and encodes 851 amino acids. The record is from RefSeq and is a predicted model, not a curated record. Lineage: Eukaryota; Metazoa; Chordata; Leptocardii; Amphioxiformes; Branchiostomatidae. Gene Ontology annotation, molecular function: protein binding. The transcript has 8 exons.